This is a messenger RNA of Pseudonaja textilis, 3395 nucleotides long. RefSeq names its product transmembrane protein 204 (gene TMEM204). The record is from RefSeq and is a predicted model, not a curated record. Gene Ontology annotation, biological process: lymph vessel development; smooth muscle cell differentiation; regulation of vascular endothelial growth factor receptor signaling pathway. Lineage: Eukaryota; Metazoa; Chordata; Lepidosauria; Squamata; Elapidae. Gene Ontology annotation, cellular component: plasma membrane.
CGUGCGGAUCUUCUACCGAGAGUGGCUGGGUGACCCUCAGAUAUGACAGUCCAGAAAUUGGUCGCCACAGCCGUGUUGGUCGCUCUGGUGUCCCUCGUUCUCAACAACGCGGCCGCCUUUACCCCCAACUGGGUGUACCAGACCUUGGAGGAUGGGCGGAAACGCAGCGUGGGGCUGUGGAAGAUGUGCUGGCUGGCAGAGAAGGGGAAAGGAGGGGUGGGCGCAGGUGCCAAGCACGGGCAAGGGGUGGAGCAGCAGCAACAGCAGCAGCAGCAGCAGCAGCACGAGUGUGAAGCCUUGAGUUGGGGUUCGGAGCCAGCUGGUUUCCAGGAGUCCCGAAAUACUGUCAAAUUGCAAUUCGACAUGAUGCGGGCCUGCAACCUGAUCGCCACCGUCGCCCUGACGGCCGGUCAGCUCCUCUUCGUGUUGGGACUGGUGGAACUGCCCAUCCUCUCCCAGGACACCCAGUGGUGGGAAGAAGCCAUCGCCGCCGUCUUCCAGCUUGCCAGUUUCGUUCUGGUCAUUGGCCUGGUGACUUUCUACCGCAUUGGACCCUACACCAGCCUGUCCUGGUCUUGCUAUCUGAACAUUGUGGCAUGUCUCUUAGCCACAUUGGCUGCAGCCAUCCUCAUAUGGAACAUCCUUCAUCGGCGGGAGGACUGCAUGGCCCCCAGAGUCAUUGUCAUCAGCCGCACGCUGACCGCUCGCUUUCGGCGAGGGCUGGAGAACGACUACGUGGAGUCCCCGUGCUGAGAAUAUGGAGACGGAAAGAGGGAGUUGCAACCACACAGGCAGACUUAAAACAACAACAACAAAAACAACCACAACUGACUGCUUUCUUAUACAUAGGCGAUGUAAUUUAAUACCCCAAAUUUCACUCCUCCCUUAAGAGAAGUCCAUCAUUAUGGGUAGUCUUCCGCUUACGACCAAAAUUGAGCCUCUGGGGUUAAGAGGAGACAUUUCUUCAGGGAGCUGUGCCCCGUUCUUAAGACCGUUGUUACGUUAGUAACUCGGUUAUGAAGUGGAUCUGGCUUCCACGUCAACUGUGCUAGUCGCAAAAGGGGGUUCCCCAUGACCUUGGGAACAUAGCAGCCUGGGUCAUAAAAAGGAACCAGUUGCCGAGCUUUUGAAUUUUGAUCACGGGACGCAAAGGUCGUAGCGGUGAAAAACGGUUCUAAGUCACCGUUUUCAGUGCUGUUGUUUACUUUGACCAAAAAAAACCCCAACCCCGUUGUAAGUUGAGGACUACCUGCACUGCUUAGGUGUUCGUCUGUAUCUGUCUGUCUGUCUGUCUGUCUGUCUGCCUAACUCGCUACAUUAUACAAUGCUUUUCUUGAUCCCAAUGUACAGCCUAAGAUAUCAACAGCUCAACCAUCUGGAUGGGUUUUUAGCCAAAAGGAAAAGGAGUGAGGCAGAGCUAGGCUCCGACAGAUUUGGGGGAGAAUCUGGCAAUGGGAAAAAGCAACUCUUUCUUUCAAGUCUAAGCUGUUCACAUGAAAAAGUUACCAACAGAUGCAAAGGCUCAGUUACAGAAAUGUUCUUCCUUUGGAACCAGCCGUAAGAGCAGUCUGAAAAGAAGAAAUGAGAGCUUGUUCUCUCUUUUCGCCCAUUUGGUGCAACCCAGAGGGCUGUUGUUGUUGUUUUUUUAAAAAAAAUUAAUUUAAAGAGAAUUAAUUAUGCAAACUGAUUAUUUAGCGUAUGGCUCACCGUACACAGAGUAGCGAUUUCUAUAUAUGUGUGCGCGAAAUUUGAGAGGCAUCGAAUCUGGCCAGAACAACUAUUCUCGUUCUGAUGCCAGUGUUCCCAAAUCAAAGCCAACUGGGGAUAAUUGUACUGUUUUGGAAGGCUUGGCAGAAAGGCUUUUAACGGGGCAUGAAAUAUUUAAGAUUUCAGGCUUAUUUGUCUUUUAAAGCCAAUUUUGUAGAAACAUUUCCAUGCCACUUAACUCUUGAUAAAGAGGUUCAUUCUAAAGCUGCCGUUCUUCAUCAUAUCUGCGUUACCCACAUUAAGAAGAGUUGGCUUUUUUCCUCUUUCCAUCAUCCUUAGCAAUUAUUUAAAUCGAGAAUAGAUGGCUGGGCGCUUUUUUUUUUCUUCUCCAAAUUUGGCGCUAAAUUGUAACUUUUAUUUUUGCUUGAGUGCUUAAGCACUCAACCGUCAUAAAUAUGAGUCUGAAUUUGGAUCAGGUGAGCAGGGAGAGGCUGCAACCUGUUGUUAAAUCGAGGACUACCUGUGCUGAAAUCUAAAAUCAAACCAGUGCAGCUUCGGAAGGUGCUUCAAUGAGGUGGGAAGACCAGCUGACUAAAAUUACGGGAGGCAAGAAUUUAUUCCUUAUUUAUGGAAGGUGGGGGGGAAAUCCAUCAGAAAUGGCUGUCAGAUGAAUAGAUCCCUGAUACCACACAAAGAAUAUUUGACUUUGAUAGAACGUUUAGCAAAACAUUGAACUAGUGAAGAAUGAUACUAGGGAGCUAAUGACGGAGAGAAGAAAAAAAACAGAUUGGAUGAUGAGGCUGUUGACCUAAAUAUUUAAUGUCUCUUUCUUAGAGACUUUUGUAAUAUAACUGCUUCAAAACUUCGCUUUAGCUUUCCGCUUUCCAUCCUUUUUUCUUCUUCAAGAGGACCCAAAUUAUUGGGGGUGACAUGCUAACUCUGUAAACCACUUAGAGAGGGCUGUAAAGCUCCGUAAAGCGGUAUAUACGUCCGAGUGCUAUUGCUAUUCAUUCAGAAAGGGAACAACGAAGCUUGCCCUUUGAGCUUCGUAGUAUGACUUAAUAGGACAACAAAUAAAAGACAUAAACAAGUAUGUCACUCAGUACCUAAGCCUUAAUAAGCAACCUGACCUAAAGCGGAACAAACAGGAAAGUUUGAGGAAUAAUUCUCGAGGAAUUAUUCCUAUUCUGGAUAUAACAACUGAUUUCUUUAAAACAAUUGUGGGUAGCAUUUUUCCUCCUUAGGUUACCCAACUGUUUAGAGGACCAAAACCCUGCUUUUAGAGAAAAAGUAAUAUAAGAAUAUGUGCAACAUUUACAAACUACUUUGGCAUCUUUAGCACUGUGUGUUAUAGAAUAUAUCUAGACAAUAGAUGUGGACAAUUACGAUUGAAAAUAGUAAAACGGCUACCAAUAUAAUCCUUUGGGCACCUUAAUGUUGUUAUAAAUUCCUUUACCUACAGUAUAUUUCUACCUCCCAGAAGUCCUGUCCUAUUAAACAUGCCAACUAGGGUGAGAAAAUUCACGUUGUUAGUAGACUUACGUUCCAGAGUUUACAUCCCACUUCAAAGUAUGCUUUGAGUCUUUUUUUUAGAUUUAGAAAGCUGUCUUGCUGGGAUUAAACAGACUGAUUUUUUAAUCACAAAUUGGAUUUCAUUUCAACUUAUCUGUCUGCUUUCUAGGAAAAUU